AUGGAUGAAUUUCGUCACGAACUCAGUAGUGUGCCGCCAAUCACGAAGGUCUAUACCCUCCUGUGCCUUGCCCUGACUAUCAGUGUUCACCUUCAUAUACUCUCCCCUCUGCAAAUCUACUUCAAUCCCUACCUCAUUUUCCACGACUUUCAGCUAUGGCGCCUGGUAUCCUGUUUCUGUUACUUCGGCACCAUCGACUUCAACUUUCUCUUCAAUAUGGUAUUCGUCUACCGAUAUUGUCGAAUGCUGGAGGAGAAUCAGUUCUAUGGCCGAUCAGCUGAUUUCCUCAUGAUGUUUCUGUUUGGAGGUGUGCUCUCCAUAAUUGCGGCGAUUUUACUGCAGAUGAUCUUCCUCAGUCACGUGUUGACAACGAUGUUGGUGUACGUGUGGAGUCGUAACAACCCUUCGGUGAUGCUGAAUAUCCUGGGCCUUAUCACGGUUCAUGCACCCUACUUACCGUGGGUUUUCUUCGCCAUUUCCUACAUCCUCGGCAAUAACGCCACCAUGGAUUUUGUCGGUAUUGUAAUUGGGCACCUGUACUACGUGUUAGAGGACGUCUUUCCCAACCAGCCCAAUGGCUUUCGGAUUCUCCGUACGCCCGAGUUUCUGCGGAACCUGCUGGACCGACGGAACGCUGAUCCCGCCUAUCAGCCACUGCCCGAGGAGCGACCAGGCGGAUUUGAGUGGGGCGCGCAAUAG
Molecule: messenger RNA, 699 nt
Organism: Echinococcus granulosus
Lineage: Eukaryota; Metazoa; Platyhelminthes; Cestoda; Cyclophyllidea; Taeniidae
Product: Derlin-2
Exons: 6
Coding region: 1-699 (232 amino acids)
Biological process (GO): endoplasmic reticulum unfolded protein response
Cellular component (GO): Hrd1p ubiquitin ligase ERAD-L complex; endoplasmic reticulum membrane
Molecular function (GO): misfolded protein binding; ubiquitin-specific protease binding
Source: RefSeq, a predicted model, not a curated record